This is a messenger RNA of Priapulus caudatus, 2005 nucleotides long. Its product is annotated as zinc finger protein 143-like. The transcript is spliced from 11 exons. Gene Ontology annotation, biological process: central nervous system development; regulation of transcription by RNA polymerase II. The record is from RefSeq and is a predicted model, not a curated record. Bases 362 to 1990 code for a protein of 542 amino acids. NCBI's taxonomy places the organism in Eukaryota, Metazoa, Priapulida, Priapulimorpha, Priapulimorphida, Priapulidae. Gene Ontology annotation, molecular function: RNA polymerase II cis-regulatory region sequence-specific DNA binding; DNA-binding transcription factor activity, RNA polymerase II-specific. Gene Ontology annotation, cellular component: nucleus.
GGUUUUAGCGCUGUUUCUUGAUGUUUGUUUCGCAUUUGCAAUGUUCUAGACACUGUUUAACAAAUUGUCGGUUUACCAUAGCGCAAAGUAAAAGUAUUUAUAAAUCAAGAACUAGUAAUGGAAAUCAAUAAUGACAACUCCCAAAUGCGUAGUGCUAGAAGGGUCAGAAAACGACAUUUUUCGGAGCUAUGGAAUCAGAUUACUUAUCCACCAAUAUAAUAUGAGUAGGACUCGGAGUAGAAGUAGAAAAUUGUAGUUGUUUUGAACAGUUUAGUGACACUGACAGUUGUAAGAAGAACUGAGUAUAACAACAGCAUUGCAAGAUAUACGAAACUAAGUGAUAAGUGAAUAUUAAGAUAUAAUGGAGGAGACUGGUGAAGAAACAGUUGUGACAGUGGAGAACCCUGGUGGUGAAGGAAUUCGCAUGCUUCUCCAACCAGAGCCAAUGUCUACAGUCAAUGAGACGGAGACCGUAGAUGUCGGCUGCGGAGAGCGUGUUGAUUAUGCGUGCAAGGUGGAAAAUAACCCAGAGCUAAGUGCGGCUGCCUCGGGUGACUCUCUCCCCAUCGCUGUAACGCUGGCUGACGGUUCAACGGCAUAUAUUCACACAAAUGAAGAUGAUGGGAAAAUGCUCACUGGAGAGAAACUACUGGAGGGAACUGAGGUGAGAUUGGAGGAUGGUACGAUGGCAUAUAUACAGGCAUUUGAAGCAGCAGGCGUUGAACCUACAGAAGAGGCGAAGGAAGAUGAAAUGACAUCGUCAUUUGAUGAGGGCCAGUCGAUUCAACUAGAGGAUGGCACGACUGCGUAUAUACACCACAAAUCAAAGGGUCUACAGGCAGUGCAGUUGGAAGAUGGUACUACAGCUUACAUCGCGCACACUGACAUGGAGUCACUGCUUGACAGCGGUGUUGACCCGGCUAAUCUCAGCAUAGAAGGCUUACAGGAGGAUUCGCCGGCCCCGGAACGAGAGGCGAAGGAGGAUGAGCCGGCGAGCACGUUGAGGAUCAGUGCACGUGCCCUCGCGCUGGGCGAGAAGGCUUAUCGAUGUAACUACGAGGCUUGCGGCCGAUUGUACACCACCCAGCAUCACCUUAAGGUGCAUGAGCGCUCUCACACGGGCGAUCGACCUUUCAAGUGUGAAGUGUCCGGCUGUGGCAAGGCGUUUGCUACCGGUUAUGGCCUGAAGAGCCACACGCGGAUCCACACUGGGGAGAAGCCCUACAAGUGUCCGGAAGAGAGCUGCGAGAAGGCCUUCAAGACAUCUGGAGACCUACAGAAGCACGUGAGGACGCACACGGGUGAGCGUCCGUUCAAGUGUCCGUUCGAAGGAUGUGAUCGUUGCUUCACCACCUCCAACAUCCGCAAGGUUCACAUGCGCACUCACACGGGUGAGAGACCGUACCUCUGCGAAGAGGAGGGCUGCGGGAGGGCAUUCUCCAGCGCCACCAACUAUAAGAAUCACAUACGGAUACACAGCGGUGAGAAGCCCUAUGUGUGUACCGUACAAGGAUGUGGCAAGCGCUUCACGGAGUACAGCAGUCUAUAUAAGCACCAUGUCGUGCACACUCACACAAAGCCCUAUGUUUGCAGCUACUGUGGAAAGAACUAUAGGCAAACAUCAACGCUUGCAAUGCACAAGAGAACAGCUCACGGCGACGUUGAUGGCGGUGGGCCAAGUCAAUCCAGAAUUCAAGUUCACGCAGUUGCCACGCUCGCUCAUGGAGCAGGGGAUGACGCCAGCGUUCCAGUGGCAAAGCGACAGCGCAUUACGCUGCAGCUCGUGAGCGGGUCAGGUGAAGGUCAGGCGAACGGUGAACGACUUCUCAUCUCAUCAGGCACAGACAGCAUGCCGACAGUAAGCAUUCAUCUGUACAUAGUGCAUGUUAAUCCGCAGUGCUGCAGUGGUCGGAUAUCAGUUGUUUUUAGGGCAAGGCAAGUGUUGACUUUAUGUAAUCAGAAAUUUAGCAUCAGAAAUAGUGCAUGUUAAUCCGCAGUGCUGCAG